AUGGAUUCAGACUACCCGAUUCCGCCAGGCUUACACGCCAUCCCGGCAGAGCUCCUCGACCUCCGGCCCGACGCCGAGGUGGACCACGACCUGCUGCACCCCAAGCCGGUGUCCGACUCGGAGAAGAACAUCUGGUUCUUCUGGCACAGCGGCUACGCCAACAUGCACCCGUACACCCAGCGCAAUAUCCGCGCCUGGCACCGCCGCUUCUUCAGGCACGGCUGGACGAUCCGCGUGAUGGACCGGCAGCCGGGGUCGCCGCUGAACGUGGCCAACUACCUCGACAUUGCCGACACGGCGACGUUCCCGCGCGCCUUUGUCGCCGGCACCAUCGGCGGCGACCACGCGCCCCAGCACACGUCGGACAUGGUACGGUUCCCGCUGCUGCUCCGGUACGGCGGCGUCUAUGUUGACGUCGGCCUCAUGCAGAUCGGCGACCUGGACCGCUUAUGGAGCACCACCGUCGGCGAUCCGACGUCCCGCUACGAGCUGCUCUCUUACGGGGCCGAGGACCGCCAGUUGACGAACUACUUCCUGGCGGCGCGCCGCGACAACCCGCUCUUCGCACGCGCGCACAGGCUGCUGCUGGCGCUCUGGGCCGCGGACGGCGGCAAGACGAGCACGGACGGCUUGCACCGCAGCGCGAUGCUGGCGGGCGUGCCGCUACAGGGCCAGAGCUUCGGCGACGCGACGAGCAGGGAGCUGACGGACUACAUCAUCCAGGGCCAGGUGCUGACGCUGGUGAUGGGGCUAGUCGACGAGCAGGGCGGCUGGAACGGGCCGGAGUACUGUGCGCGCCAUAUCUAUGCUAUCGAGUACAUGGUCGGGUCGCAGCUCAUCAACGAAUACACGGACUGGGAUGGCCCGGAGGCGUUCCGGCUCAUGUCGCUGCGUCUGCCGGCGCGCGGCGAGGCUGAGAGCGCGGAACAGAAGAGGGCGAGGGAGGUUGUGGAGGGGUGCUUGGGGCGGAGCUUUGGGUUCAAGCUGGCGCAUGGGCUGAUAUUGAAGGUGAUGGGGGAGACGCUGGGGUCGCUGUGGAGGAGCCAUGAGGGCGCGGAUGAUGUGCCCGGCACUUAUGCGCAUUGGUUGCGGCAUGGGACGAUUUACUGGAAUCAGGACGAUGUGCCGCCGGGGCUGGAGUUUGAGGUUAUUGAGCCGUAUAGAACGGGGCCGUUGCUGGGUGAGUCUUAG
This is a messenger RNA of Anthostomella pinea, 1191 nucleotides long. NCBI's taxonomy places the organism in Eukaryota, Fungi, Ascomycota, Sordariomycetes, Xylariales, Xylariaceae. The record is from the annotation of a GenBank genome assembly.